Molecule: messenger RNA, 6315 nt
Organism: Nycticebus coucang (slow loris)
Lineage: Eukaryota; Metazoa; Chordata; Mammalia; Primates; Lorisidae
Gene: GUCY2D
Product: guanylate cyclase 2D, retinal
Exons: 19
Coding region: 1-3321 (1106 amino acids)
Biological process (GO): protein phosphorylation; intracellular signal transduction; receptor guanylyl cyclase signaling pathway
Molecular function (GO): ATP binding; guanylate cyclase activity; peptide receptor activity
Source: RefSeq, a predicted model, not a curated record
AUGACCGCCUGUGUCCGCGGUGGGCUUCCGGACCCCGGGCUCUGCGCCCCCGCGCGGUGGGUUCGGUCCCUGCCCGGCCUCCGAUGGGCACUGCCAGGGCGGUGGCGUCGGCUCGGGCUGCUGCUCCUGCUGCUUCUCCUGCCGCCCUCCGCCCUUUCCUCAGUGUUCACCGUGGGGGUGCUCGGCCCCUGGGCUUGCGACCCCAUCUUCGCCCGGGCCCGCCCCGACCUGGCCGCCCGCCUGGCCGCCGCCCGCCUGAACUCUGCCCUGGCAGGCGGGCCCCGCUUCGAGAUCGUGCUGCUGCCCGAGCCGUGCCGGACGCCCGGCUCGCUGGGGGCUGUGUCCUCCGCGCUGGCCCGCGUCUCGGGUCUUGUGGGUCCAGUAAACCCUGCAGCCUGCCGGCCAGCCGAGCUACUGGCCCAAGAGGCUGGUGUCGCGCUGGUGCCUUGGGGUUGUCCCGGGACCACGGCGGCGGGCACCACAGCCCCCGCCAUGACCCCCGCGGCAGAUGCUCUCUACGUCCUCCUUCGAGCAUUCCGCUGGGCGCGUGUGGCUCUGGUCACCGCCCCCCAGGACCUGUGGGUGGAGGCGGGACGCGCAUUGUCCUCGGCACUCAGGGCUCGGGGCCUGCCCAUCGCCGUGGUAACUUCCAUGGAGCCCUCGGACCUGUCUGGGGCCCGGGAGGCCCUGAAGAGGGUCCAGGACGGGCCCAGGGUGAGAGUGGUGAUCAUGGUAAUGCACUCGGUGCUGCUGGGCGGUGAGGAACAGCGCUGCCUUCUGGAGGCCGCAGAGGAGCUGGGCAUGGCCGAUGGCUCUCUGGUCUUCCUGCCAUUCGACACGCUCCACUACGCCUUGUCCCCAGGCCCAGAGGCCUUGGCAGCGCUCGCCAACAGCUCCCAGCUUCGCAAGGCCCAUGAUGCUGUGCUCACCCUUACGCGCCACUGUCCCCCAGAGGGCAGCGUGCUGGACAGCCUGCGCAAGGCCCAAGAGCAGCGGGAGCUGCCCGCUGACCUCAAUCUGCAACAGGUCUCCCCACUUUUUGGCACCAUCUAUGAUGCAGUCUUCUUGUUGGCGAGGGGCGUGGUGGGAGCACGGGCAGCUGUAGGUGGCAGCUGGGUUUCUGGAGCAGCCGUGGCCCAACAAGUCCGGGAUGCCCAGGUCCUCCCUGGCUUCUGUGGGGCUCUAGGUGGAGCUGAGGAGCCCUCGUUUGUGCUGCUGGACACAGAUGCAGUGGGGGACCAGCUGUUUGCCACGUACAUGUUGGACCCCACCCAGGGCUCUCUCCGCUCCGCUGGGACCCCAGUGCACUUCCCUCGUGGUGGACCAGCACCCGGACCUGACCCGUCAUGCUGGUUCGAUCCAGAUGUCAUCUGCAAUGGAGGAGUGGAGCCGGGCCUCGUCUUUCUUGGCUUCCUCCUUGUGGUUGGGAUGGGGCUGACUGGGGCCUUCUUGGCCCAUUAUGUGAGGCACCAGCUACUUCACAUUCAAAUGGUCUCAGGCCCCAACAAGAUCAUCCUGACGCCAGAUGACAUCACCUUCCUCCACCCACAGGGAGGCAGCUCUCGAAAGGUGGUGCAAGGGAGUCGAUCAAGUCUGGCUGCCUGCAGUGUGUCAGACAUUCGCAGUGUCCCCAGCCAGCCCUCGGACAGCUCCAACAUUGGCCUCUACGAGGGGGACAAGGUUUGGCUGAAGAAAUUUCCAGGGGAUCACCACAUCACUAUCCGCGCAGCAACCAAGAUGGCCUUCUCCAAGCUCCAGGAGCUCCGGCAUGAGAAUGUGGCCCUCUACGUGGGGCUUUUCCUGGCCGGGGGAGCAGAUGGCCCUGCAGCCCCUGGGGAGAACAUCCUGGCUGUGGUCUCCGAGCACUGUGCACGGGGCUCCCUCCAUGACCUCCUUGCCCAGAGAGACAUAAAAUUGGACUGGAUGUUCAAGUCCUCCCUCCUGCUGGACCUCAUCAAGGGAAUGAGGUAUCUGCACCAUCGAGGGGUACCUCAUGGGAGGCUUAAGUCACGGAACUGCGUAGUGGACGGGAGGUUCGUACUCAAGGUCACCGAUCACGGCCAUGGGCGCCUGCUGGAAGCACAGAGGGUGCUACCGGAGCCUCCCAGCGCUGAGGACCAGCUGUGGACAGCCCCGGAGCUGCUUAGGGACCCUGCCCUGGAGCGCCGGGGAACUCUGGCCGGCGACAUAUUCAGUUUGGGCAUCAUUAUGCAGGAGGUCGUGUGCCGCAGCACCCCCUACGCCAUGCUGGAACUGACUCCCGAGGAAGUGGUGCAGAGGGUGCAGAGCCCCCCACCGCUGUGUCGGCCCUUGGUGUCCAUGGAUCAGGCACCCAUGGAGUGUAUUCAGCUGAUGAAACAGUGCUGGGCAGAGCAGCCAGACCUUCGGCCCUCCAUGGACCGCACCUUUUACCUGUUCAAGAGCAUCAACAAGGGCCGUAAGACCAACAUCAUUGACUCAAUGCUGCGGAUGCUAGAGCAAUACUCGAGUAACCUGGAGGACCUGAUCCGGGAGCGCACAGAAGAGCUGGAGCAGGAAAAGCAGAAGACAGACCGGCUGCUCACACAGAUGCUGCCUCCGACUGUAGCAGAUGCCCUCAAGAUGGGCACACCUGUAGAGCCCGAAUACUUUGAAGAGGUGACCCUAUACUUCAGUGACAUCGUGGGCUUUACCACCAUCUCCGCCAUGAGCGAGCCCAUCGAAGUGGUGGAUCUGCUCAACGACCUCUACACCCUCUUUGAUGCCAUCAUUGGUUCCCACGAUGUCUACAAGGUAGAGACAAUUGGGGACGCCUACAUGGUGGCCUCGGGACUGCCUCAGCGGAAUGGGCAGCGGCACGCGGCAGAGAUCGCCAACAUGUCGCUGGACAUCCUCAGUGCUGUGGGCUCUUUCCGCAUGCGCCAUAUGCCUGAGGUGCCGGUGCGCAUCCGCAUCGGCCUGCACUCGGGCCCCUGCGUGGCGGGCGUGGUGGGCCUCACCAUGCCGCGGUACUGCCUGUUCGGAGACACGGUCAAUACCGCCUCGCGCAUGGAGUCCACCGGGCUGCCUUACCGCAUCCACGUGAACUUGAGCACCGUACGGAUUCUUAAUGCGCUGGCUGAGGGUUACCAGAUGGAGCUUCGAGGCCGCACGGAGCUAAAGGGCAAGGGCGCCGAGGACACGUACUGGCUGGUGGGCAAACGCGGCUUUAACAAGCCCAUCCCCAAACCGCCUGACCUGCAACAAGGGGCCAGCAACCACGGCAUCAGCCUGCAGGAGAUCCCACCGGAUCGGCGCCGGAAGCUGGAGAAGGCGAGACCGGGCCAGUUCUUGGGAAAGUGAGGCCCAGCUCCCAGCGCCGCGGCCCCGGACAGGAUUUUUCUGGAAGAACCUUUUCCUGAAAUUUGCUGCUAUAGGUGACUGAAAGUCUGGUUAAUGCUGGUGGCCUCAAUGCAGCUCUGCCUCAAAGGAUUCUGGGCCUUCACAAGAGCUGGUUGCAAACCAGCCACAUGACCUUGAGUAUCUCAUGCGCUCUCCAGGCUUGGGUUCCCCUCAAUGGCAAAAUGGAGGGGGAGGUGGCCUAAGUGGUUUCCACAGCCCCUGUGGCCCUGAGGGCUGGCCUUGGGAUAUCAGACCCUGUGGCAUGUGGCCUCCAGCCCCAAGGACCCUGAGCCCAUCAAGGGAUGUUGAAUUGGGGGAUUCUUCACUUUCCCGGGUCUCUCAGGGCCCCAGGAAGGAAGAUCUGGGAUUGGAUGCCCUAAACCAAGAGGCAAUAGAGUCCUUGUGUUCUACCACAGCAAAGGUUUUCACAAGGCCUGAGGAGGCCAGGGCUUCUGUUUAGCCCCAAGCCUCCUUCCUAUCUCCAUCCCCACCAGUCAGAAACUGGCUCUUUCUGUGGGCAUAACCAGGUAACUUGCCCAAGUGCAGAGAAAAGCUUGCUUUACGAUUUUGAGGAAAGGAAAGUAAACUGCACCAAACCUUUACUAACCAGAACACCCAAAGAAUAGUAGUUUUCUCUGUUUAACUGAGCACCACUGAGCAAACAGUUAGAUAGAAAAUUCUUUGUGCUUAGAUCUUUGCAACAGGUGUCAACUCCCUGUCCUGGCAAGUCCCUAGCUGAAGUUUCCUUUGUGACACUCUGAUGUUCCAGAGCCUAGCCCUUGACAUAUUUGAAUCUUGGUGUCCUUCACCAACUUCACCUGAAAGAAGUUAGUAGCAAUAGCCACCACCCAGGCUGCCACCAUAUGCAAUGAGUGUCCAGUCCUUGGAGGUGUGCAAGGAGAACCAGAGAUGUCAUUGACCAGGGAUAUGACAGUCAGAGGGAGUUCCUAGAUGGAAGGAUGAACUAAAUCCUCAUUACUAAGAGUGGUAGGUGAACCAGCAACAUCCACAUUACCUGGGAGCCUGUUAGAAAUGCAAAAUCUCAGACCUACUGAAUCAUAAUCUGCAUUUUAACAAGUUCCCUGAAAAUACAUGCACAUUAAGGUUUCUGAAUCCUAGAACUAAGUAAUUUUAGGAUCCCUGAAAUCUUAGAAUCUCUAAAUCCAGGCUAUAAACUAGCCAUCAGAUUUAUUUUGUUUGGUCUGGGGGGUGUUUUUGUUUUGAGCUAACAUUUAAAAAAAUCAAGAGAUAUUACAUUUUUAAAAUGUGUACCAAAUUUCCCUCUUCUCUUGAAAUCAAAAACCCUGCAGGGGGUUUGCAUCACCACUCAGCAACAUUCUGUUGGACUAAAGAGUGACAUUCCCCUUUAUCCAGAACAUCAUGCUUUAGAUCUCCUGGUUCUACCACUCCCCAAGGACUCCAAGACACCAGGAUUUUCUGAAAACCUCUAUGUACCUGCCUGGCGCUUGUAGAAAUUAAGCUUAGGACUCCUGGAGUAGCAGAUGUUAGGAUUAUAGGUGCUCCUGGAAGUUGCUCUGCCUUUUUGUAAACUGAUUUGUAAGUUCUACAAGCUUAGGGGUAGUCCACCUCCUUCCUAAAAGUAAAGAAAGAAUGUAUAAUAAGUCUAAAAUCCAGCACUACUAAGUUCUGGUUACCCAAGGUGGUGGUGUUAUAGUGAAUGAUUUAGUGCAAUUUAAAAAAACAUUUUAAAUCUUGUUCAAAUAUGAAUUAAAAAUUAAAAAACAAACAAAAAAACUAACAUGCAAACACACAAAAAUUUUGAAAAGUUAUUUACAUUCUUAAACAUCUUCCUUAAGAUUUUCUCUGUACUUAGGUCCCAGGGAUUGAUGAGCAGGUUCUGCAUUGCUAGCCUUGGACCUGACAGUAUGGAUGUAGCUCUCAAUUUCCUGCCUCUUCCCUUCCUAUCCUACACUACUUCCCUUCCCUUGCCCUGCCAAGUGAAGGGGCCUGGAGUAGCUAAUGGUUUAUGAUUCUGGGAGCCUCAGAGAAGAGUCCAGAAGUAGGCAGAAGGAUUAGCUUGGGUAGGACACCCCCCAGAAGAGGAAGAGGAAGAGCUAGGGGGCAAACCCAGCCUGGGGUGGAGGUGAAGUGGGCAGGGCUGAGCAGGUCUCUUCUUAUCUUUGACUAAGCCUCAUUCCCAGGAUGGCUGCCUCAAUCUCAUAUGACCAGCUGUGAUGAGGCAAGAGCCUGGCAGAAAAGUGCCCCAUCUUCCUUCCCAGCCAGGAGAACUUGGGCCCCCCAUCCCCACCCCAGAGCUCACAGAGCUAGUGAGUGGGGAAACAUUAAGUCAGUCUCCUCUCUACCCCUCAGCCUCCUCCUUUCUCUGUCUCUGUCUUCCUCUCUGCCCUCAUCUCCUCUCUUUCCACCCCCGGUGUCCUCUUUCUGCUCUGUAUUUUCCAUUUCUGUGGAGUCUUUUUUUCCCCCAGGCCCAGUCACUUAUCUGGACUUGGAGCCCUGCCUCAAGUCCUCCCCACCUUCCUGUCCUGUUGUUUCUGGGACCCAGGCAGCUCCCAGCCCAUGAGAGCACCUGGUUUGGUCAUUGGGCACACCCCACCUUCAGAUGUGUUUAUACUACCUCUGCCAGCUGGCCUGUACCAGGAGAACCCCCCUUGGGGCUGUCCUCGCCUUUGGGAUGGCUCUGUAGCUGGGAUGAAGGACAGCCAAAGCAAAGACCACCCACAGCUGCUGCUUCAACCCCACAUCAGGGACGCCACAGCAUGUCCCGGGGCUCAGCUGGCACCUUUACUCUGUGGUGCUCCUCAUCCCCAUCUGCAGUGGACCCCAGGGACCUCUCUUAGGAGAGGCAGGGUGAGCUGCCCCUUGGCAGGGAUUUGUGACACUGCAUUGUUGGGCUGUGUUCACUGGGCUCUUGUGCACCUUGCACCCUGGAUACCAGGCCAUGGUGUUUGGGUCCCGGGAGGGUGGGGAGUGAAA